Messenger RNA from Zootermopsis nevadensis, 1959 nucleotides. RefSeq lists its product as uncharacterized. Lineage: Eukaryota; Metazoa; Arthropoda; Insecta; Blattodea; Termopsidae. The record is from RefSeq and is a predicted model, not a curated record.
UUACGGGUAGCAUAUCAGCCUCCUACGUACAUACUCAUCGAUCACGUGACACAUUCCUCUCGGCGCUCGUCUCUUCGCGGGUAUUUAGAGCUUUAGUCACCAGAUGGCUUCGUGGAACAAUAUUGUUAAUAGCGGGCUAUUCGCCGAGAUAAUGCGACAGCUUGAAGUGUUGAUGAAUAUCUUGUUGAGGCUAUCUUAUCAACUCCGCCAAGCCGUGCUCCGAGCACUGAGCCCAGCUCAGUGAAACAACUGACGAUCAAGCAUGUGUUGCUGUUUCUUGCCGCGUUGUACUGUCAUUUUUGCGGGGAUCUUUUGCCUGCUUCAAAGCAUUGCAUGGGCUAUCCUGUCGUUCCUUGGGAUCGCUCUCUACAGCUGCGAUCUAGAGGUCACGUACGAACGAGCCAACCCCGUCUACUACCUGUACUUCGUAUAUUUCUUCAACAAGAAAUGCGCUUACAUACCUGACGAUCUGAAUUUUGAAAAGAUCAUUUCGGAUACUUUUACGACACCAGCCGGUUUCACGACACCGUAUCCGAUCACAACGCCAUUUCCGCUGCCGGCGUGGCCGGACACCUUCGGACCCGUGGAAUACACCCACGACCUGAUGGUGGCGUACGCCGUCCUUAGCGUCCUCUGGGCUGUCAUUUCCUUCAUUAUAGUCGUGGCUGGCGCACUCAGAAUCCGCACCUGGGUGGCCUAUGUUCCGUGGAUCCUAGCCGCUGUCGGCAACAUCAUCCUGGAUGUUGUCGCUACCAUCAACUUCGCCGGCCAAGCCACCGACUCGCAAAGUUUGUUGGGGUUGCUGGAACUGAUAGGGGUAGAGAAUAUUCCAGAAGGAGACGAAGUCUCGAAGUUGCUCGGGGGUUUAGACGGUCUGACCAUGAUUCCGUCUCUCGUGAUGGCUCUCCUUUCCAGUCGCAUUUUGGUCUUCUGGCUUCUGAAUGUCCUCCUGGUAAUCUGCGUUGCCGUGGCGACUCAGCGGCUCUCCAAGGACAAGAAACACGAGAAUUCAAGACUUCCGACAUAUCCGUACCACAAAGAGAACCUAACCUUACCUGUCGACAUUGACAAGAAGCCUGUCGAAGCAGGAGGAGGCAUCGCGGCUACUGCAGCCGCAGGAUUGAGAACCCAGAGCGAGUACGACUACGCCAACAACAACAACAACAACAGGCCUUUCUCUUACACCCCCGACAACCCGAAGAUGAUUUCCCGGGCGUUCCUGCAUCCUCCGCAGGCGUCCGUCAGGGACUCUCUGGUUUCCAGCACCGCGAUCCCUAGAGUCAGCAGCAGUCUGCGUUCUCCUUCUCCAGAGCCACUGUACCUGGAGUGCCUGGAGCCGACGCCAAGCGAGAAGAAGACGAACUACGAGAACGUAAGGGAACCCGACGCCAGGACGAGGGCCGCGGUCAUCCCACGGAUAAGCUCAGACCGCUCUCAGCAGAGGACGCAUCCGUCAGCGGCUGAUAUGCGUCGGCGACCAACAAGUUACGAAGAGGCGAGGCCACUGGAUCGGAAGUUUCUGCAAACAAACGACGAUCGAGUUCAGGAUCCUAACCGGGGCUCGGGGCUGAAGCCACCGGAUGAGCUCCGCGGUCAGUUGCCGUGGUCCUACUUCGGCCCGAGGAACGCGCCCAUGAAACCCCCGCCGCUGAUGGAGGAGGAACUCGAGAGACCCCCGGUCCCCGUCCCGGACUACACGUUGCACUUCGGAAAGGCGAGUCGCCCCAGCACGUCCAACUGUUCCGACGACGACAGCGCCCCGGUGCCUGCCGUGGGCAGGACCAGCAGCUUGUUGGAAAGGAACCGUUACUGAGAGAAGUUUUCGAAAGAGGGCGCCACGACAUUGCGAUUUCUAAUUGUUGAAGACUCCACAUCAAAUACGAGACGAACGCAGGAUAAACAUUUUGAUUAUUAUAAUUUGUUAUCAGAACAGAAUCGGAUAAAAUCUUGUUAACAAUU